Molecule: messenger RNA, 471 nt
Organism: Ilex paraguariensis (yerba mate)
Lineage: Eukaryota; Viridiplantae; Streptophyta; Magnoliopsida; Aquifoliales; Aquifoliaceae
Source: the annotation of a GenBank genome assembly
AUGUGUUGUGGUGGUUCACAUGUAGGCAGAGCUCUUAGCUUGGCUCUCGCACAGAAGGGAAUUUUUGUUACUGUUGUUGAUUUCUCUGAAGAGAGGGGAAAGGAAGUUUCAUCCCUUGCUGAAAAGGAGAACGCCAAAUUUCAUCCAAAGUUGGAAUUUCCGACUGCUAUGUUUAUAAGAUGUGAUGUUUCAAAUACAAGAGAACUGAAUGCUACUUUUAAAAAGCACUUGGAGACAUAUGGAGGCUUGGACAUAUGCAUUAACAGUGCAGGCAUUGGAAAUCCAGUGCCAUUCCAUAAAGAUCAAACUGAUGGUUCUGGUUCUGGUUCAUGGAGACAAACUAUAAAUGUGAACCUUAAUGCAGUGAUAGACUGCACACGCCUUGCGGUAACAUUGUUUUCAUCACUAGCUAUCAAUUUGCUGUCAUCGCACUUGUAUGUAUCCUGUUUACUGGAAGUUCUUGUAAUUUGA